This is a messenger RNA of Amoebophrya sp. A25, 618 nucleotides long. The record is from the annotation of a GenBank genome assembly. NCBI's taxonomy places the organism in Eukaryota, Dinophyceae, Syndiniales, Amoebophryaceae.
UAAUCACUGACGGUUUGCUAGGAGAACUACCCCGUGUCCGAUGUGAGGAUCCGUAUUGGAAAAUUCAAGCUGGUCGAUUCCACGACAUCAUUUUCCUCAAAAAAUGCGCUCAGCAGUGGAGAAGAGUGACACAGGAUCGAGUUGCAGUAAGGAAUAGAAGAAAAGCGGGGAUGCUGGCAGGAGCGAAUGGUAGAAGUAGUAGCAGGGCUAGUGCAGGGCCGGAAGGAAGACAGUCUGGGUCGUUAAGGAUUGUCAAUUGACAUCUCAAUGUAACAAACAGCAUGAAGAUGCCUUUUUCUUGCAGUUGCACGAAUAUCAAAUCAAUAAAGGACAGCUCUGGAGAUCAGAUGAAGAUGUGUAGGAUAUCAUAUUUCUUUGUAUUUCCUCACAUUGAGAGUAGGGAAAUAACCGCUAACAAAGGAAUUACGAAGAGCAUCCACGUCUGACGACGUUGCUGUGCCUGUGCUUGUGGGGGAAGAUGGAACUAGAAUGAAGAUGGAUGGGAUCAGAGAAAGUCGAAUAGCGCACGAAUUGGUCAAUAUUCCAGAUGAGGAUUAUAUGACCGAAUCUGAUUUUAGUCAUGGCAGCGACCAUUACAUGCGGAUCUCUUGGGUUGGG